GCGCUCGCUGCCUCUAUAGUAAAUAUCGGUGCUAUGGUAGCUAACUUUAAACCUAUCGAAACGGAAAGUAGCCUGUACGGCCUAUGGAUUCCACCCAUAACAGAUUCCCUUGACAGUAGUGUCAGUAGUGCUUCUGGUUGUAUAUCAUCGGGAUCCGGAGGUAUGAUGUCAUCAAAUUUAUCCAUGAAUUCCAUGUCGGUGAAUUCUCCGCCGGACAUCAAACCCGACCUGUCCCAGUUAAACAUGGCCUCUCCACCUGGCUCCUACUUCAGUUAUAGCUCAGGCAUGCAGUCCAUGUCGUCGUCGUCACAGCCCUCCCCACCCUUGAUGCACUCUCCAGGAAUGCAUUCUCCCUCAUCCUCUGUUACCUCCCCUUCCAUGAUGUCGCUGGGAUCCCCUGGAUCUGUGUCUUCACCUCCAAAUCCACACAUGCCACACACAACGCUCAGCAGCAAACACAUCUGUGCAAUAUGUGGAGAUCGGGCAUCAGGCAAACACUAUGGUGUUUACAGUUGUGAGGGGUGUAAAGGCUUCUUCAAAAGAACAGUACGAAAAGAUCUUACAUAUGCUUGCAGAGACGAUCGGAAUUGUGUAAUAGAUAAACGUCAAAGAAACAGAUGCCAGUACUGCCGAUAUAUGAAAUGUUUGGCAAUGGGCAUGAAGCGAGAAGCAAUAAAUUCAUCCCCUUCCUCUGGCAGUAGUAUUAGUGGCCUUGACCCAGAUGAAGCUUGCCUUGCAGCUGUCCAAGAGGAAAGACAACGUGUAAAGGAGAAGGGUGAGGGAGAGGUGGAGAGUACCAGUAGUGCUAAUUCUGAUAUGCCUGUCGAGAAGGUUCUGGAUGCAGAGCUCUCAGUCGAUCCCAAACUGGACACUUACAUAGACACACAGAAAGACCCAGUGACAAACAUCUGUCAGGCUGCUGACAAACAGUUAUUUACCUUAGUGGCAUGGGCUCGGAGAAUACCACAUUUUACAGAACUACCCUUGGAAGAUCAGGUCAUCCUUUUGCGUGCUGGCUGGAAUGAGCUUUUGAUUGCUGCAUUUUCCCAUCGCUCCAUUGUGGUGAAAGACGGUAUUCUGCUGGCCACAGGACUCCAUGUUCACCGAAGCAGUGCACAUCAGGCGGGUGUUGGUACCAUCUUUGAUCGAGUUCUCACAGAACUUGUCGCAAAGAUGAGAGAGAUGAAAAUGGACAAGACAGAAUUAGGCUGUUUGAGAGCCAUCGUACUGUUUAAUCCAGAUGCUAAAGGCUUGUCUGCUAUUCAGGAAGUAGAGGCUCUUAGAGAAAAAGUGUAUGCAUCAUUGGAGGAAUAUUCAAAAACACGUUACCCAGAUGAACCUGGGAGAUUUGCAAAGCUGUUACUUAGACUGCCUGCACUGAGGAGUAUUGGACUUAAGUGCCUAGAACACUUGUUCUUCUUCAAAUUAAUUGGUGAUACACCAAUAGACACUUUCCUGAUGGAAAUGCUGGAAAGUCCAAGCAUAGGCACGUGACACCUGAGAGGACAGAGGGAGGGGUGAACAGACGACAGUGUCGUUACACCUAAUGAUUGAUGGAGAUUCUGCCAUGUAACCUGGCCUGGAAUGUGGCAGUGUCUUAGUGUUCCAGGUGUACACACAUCAACUGUAUUAUGGCUCUGCAUCAGUUAGAACAUUGAACAUCAUAUAUUAUGUAUAUAUAAAUAUAUAUAUUAUGAAAAAAAUCCAUUUUAUGUUUGUGUUGAUUAUAGUAGCACAUCACUGUGGCCGUCAUAAGACAUCACCAUGUACCUGAUGUUUAUAAAUUGUACACAGAAAUGUUAUUUUCUCAUAUGUUCUGUUUUUAAUAAUUUCUCCAAGUUGUUUUAGAGUUAUUAAGAAAGUUAUUGAUAUGUUGGGCAGAUUAUGUUUGGAUAUGUUCUUUGAUGCUUUUAAUUGAUGUUAAUCACGUGAAGAAUCAAACAAAAUGUGCCAUUCACUUGUUUUAUGUGAAUUCACUAGUGUAUCAUAUAAAGUUGUUUAUAAUGUAAGGAACAGCUUUCUUUCCAUUAAGUGUUGAUUGCUUAUGGGGAAAAUAUUGAAAUUUCUGAAAAUGUAUGAAGGAAGUCAGUGUUGAAGUCAAAAAAUGGCAAUUUAAUUAAGAUUUUAAUGCUUCCAAAGGAAUUUUUACUCUUGGAAAUUGUUAAGAUAUAAAAUGCUUGUGUAAAGAAAUGGAGACGGAAAGUCUGUAUGAAAUGAACCUCUAUAUCAACAAAAUAUUAUUUGGUCCAAACGCUUAUGUAGAAUUAUUAUCAACCUUGAUACUGCGACGUGUUUUUGUAAAUUGUAAUAAUUGCACAAUUGAAUCAUGAGUGUAUCAAUACCACUAGGAAUCGUCGUCCAAAAGACAUGAAAGGAGUGUAAAUGGUUACAACCUCGGGAACCCAAGUAAACAGUAUCAAGAACAACCAAGAAAAUAACAUGGAAUAAUUUCAAAUCAUUUGAAAAAUUGACAUGAAAUUUUCCUAUGAAGAUGUGAUCUUACAGUCCCCAGAAAAAUGGCAAUAAGUCUUUUGUAAUGACCCUGGCAGCGUUUUCUCAAAUAUUUUCAUCAAUUUUGCACUAGGCUACACUAAAAAUUGAAAACUAUUCAGAUUUGUUGAUGAUAAUAUAGAUAGCGUGAAAUAACAUUUCCUACAUUUUAAGUGCUGUCACAAUAUUGUGGAGGUCACAUGUAUUCAGGUAUGUUUUGAUACUUUGAUCACCAUUACUGAAGUGUAUGUGUUAUUUGUAUUUUAGUAAUUUGGGAAUGCUUACUAAUAUGAAAUUACUAGAAAUGUUAUUGUUUGAUUGGCAUGGUCUGGAUUGUGCUUUAAAUGAUCAGUUUACAAUAAAAUGAUACACAUGGGGUAACUAUUGGUGAAUACAAUCACAGGCAUCUGGUUAGCAUUUAUAGAAAAUAAAAGAUCUAAGGAUCUAAAGAUAUAAAAGAUCAAAAGCCCUUACUCCAACUAUAUCAACAAGUCGUAACACAAUCGGAAAAUGCAUUGUCUGUGGAACAGAAGUCAGCUAUCUGUCUUUAGAGCUGUUUUAAAACCAACAGUCUGAUUGGUAGCUUAUAGACCAUUAUAGUUAGCAUUGUUUACAGUUCUGUCGAAUAAUCAGAUUGCCGUUGCAAAACUGCUCUAAAAAUAUAUAGCCUACUUCCAUUCAACAGUCACUGCAUCAUUGACUAUCACAACCACUUUUGAUCCAUUUUUCUCUAACUUUAAAUCAUUGUCACUUGACAAAAGAAUAACUAAUACUAAUAUUUAAGGAUUCUAAAUCAAGGUAUAUUACUUAAGUUUGUGUGCAUUUGAUAUUAUUUUCGGAUUUAACUUAAAUUUAGAGUGAAUCGAAGCUCAUCCCCCACUUUCGACUUUUGAAGCAUUACACCCUGUUGAUAUACUAGGAGUAAGGGCUAAUAUUUUUUCUAUAAAUAGUAAUACUAACCAUAUGCAGACGCCUGUGAUACAAUUUACUAGUACUUCAUCGCAAGAAAUUUAUGGUUAAAUCCCUAGGUGUUUUCUGUUCAAGAACACCCUGUCUACAACUCUGUUGAUCUGGAGUGUAGGGUAUGAAGCAUAGUCAUCUGUUAACACUAGCCUUCACUCCAUAGCGGGUAUGUUUAUAUGUCCAAGUGAACAGUUACAGGGUUCUACAUUGAUUUCAUAUUGUUGUUUACAUUGAAUCAUUAUUAUGUACUGUUUAACAGAUGAGGUUAUCAACAAAACAAUAGGGGAACUUCCAUCUUGGAACAUUUGCCUAUUUUCAAAAUGCAUUUGGAAGUAUCAUUUUUUGGCUUUUUUUUUUUUUUUUUUUUAUUUGUCUCUAUGGACAAGAUUUGAAACCAUAUUUAUCAUGAAUGUUACAUUAUAGACGGAACAGAUAUAUUUCUCACUGAAAUACUGGAUGUGUUCAAUGAUAUUGUGCAAGUUUCCUGUGUCGGCAAGUAUCAAGGCAGCUAAACACUGGGCGAUAGAAGUAAACGCAGUAAACAUAUCAAUAUGAAAAUAAAAAAUCCAUAGAAGGCUAAUGUCUCUGAUCAAAGUAAGCUGCGAGCAAUGUUUAAUCAUUUAUCAGUAUUUCUUACAGAGAAUCCUGUUAGAUUUUGUUGAAUAACAUGUAUAGUAUGAACAUCAAAGUGCUAACUUAGUGAAUAUAUGAAGAAAACAAUAUUUAUCUAUUGCAAAGAUUUUUUUAUGUAUACAUCAAAUAACCUGUUGAUUACCAUAUUGUUAGUUUCAUGGUGAAACAGUAUGUUCACUAUUAAAUGAAGAAUAAGUUGUUUUGCCUAUUAUAGACUACACUGCAUAAUGUUGGUUGGUUUAAAGUUUCACAUGGGAGUUACAGAGGCAAUUCAUUGAAAGAAUUCUUAUUCCAUAAACAUAAGAUUUCCUUAUUUGAGGUAAUUAUACCUCUAAAACUAAGUUAGAGGGUACACUUCCGAUUUUUUCCCCCCAAUAUAUACCAAUUUUAUAGACAAUUUUCCUAUGAUGGUGCUCAUGUAAGCAUUUGAUUGAAUGACCACCUUGGUUUUGAAUUCCAAAGAUUUUGAAUUUACCUCUGGAUUUUACAUUUACAUUUACAUGUAUUUUCUUCGAAAAUGAGACGAAAAAGUCCCAUAUGUUCUUUGAUUUACUGCUGCUAAAAUACAUGACGGAAUUUAACAAAUCAAACCAUAUCUCUAGAUUUAUUGCCCAUAAUGUAUUAAUGUCAACUUUUUACGACACCAAAUACCACACUAAUGCACUAAGUGACAUUAUGGAUGUCAAAUGUGGUAUAAGGGGAUCCCCGGAGCAUUUGCCUUCAGAAAACAGUUAAGAUUAAAGUUAAGAUACAUAGCAAAAUGUUCUCGUGGUUUAAAAAUAAAUCUGUAGAAAGAAUUUUGCGAGUCCAAUGACAAAAUAACUAUGUCAGUACAAAGUUCAGGUAAGCUGAUGCAGUAUACAUUAAAAUUGCCCUAAAUUAUGUGGUAUACCGGAAAUCAAUGUUAACUUGAAUGAAGUUUCAAGUAUAUGUUGGUGAUCAAAGAUAGUAUGAAUGAGUAAUGCCCGGACUAUCAUUAUGGUUAAAACAUUUUCUUUGUUACUUAAAAAUAGGGCAUAACUGUAAGGAAGUAGUGGUAGUACCACUGCCUGUUGUAGAAGUAUGUGUAGCACUCCAUGUUGUACGAGUGUGAAGCUAUCUGAUAAUAAGUGCUAGAAUUUUUUCUGUGAUGUAUCUUACAUGUAUUUCGUUUGUAUAGACAAAAGUGCUGUUUUCCUUGUGUGUUGCUGGAUGUGAUGUACAUACUGUAGCUGUAUAUAAGUAGAAAUGGUCGGAACACAAGGAAAGACCAAUCUUAACACGUUCACACUUUUACUGUGAACCAGUUUUGUGAACGGUUGGGUCACAUCACUUGGACACUUCAUUAUUGUGGAGGUUUUCUUUUUUUUUCUUUUUUUUUUUGUGAAGAAACCUGUCUUUCACCUCCAAUUCUACUUUUGACUUGAGAGGACUACAUGGCUAUUUGAUUUCAAGAUGUAUUUUAUUGGGUAUCACAAAACAGUGCAGAUUUAUUGUUGGAACAUUUGGACAAAAGAUGAUUUAUUCGGAAAAUAAAUAAUUUUUGAAAUAGGGUUAGGAAAUCUUUGUGUUUAUUGCAACUAUUAUAGGGACUUUCGUUUUUGUCCCAAGUUGUUUAAUUGAGGACUGGUGUUCCUGGCAUUUGAUAUUCUUAUCUGCAUUUAAAUUUGUAGUAUUUAUCAACUAUAUUACAUGGCAAGAUUUAUUUGGGAAUUAUAUACAUGUAUAUUAAUAAAGAUAAUUUGUAUCUUUUCAUGUAAAAUAUUUUAUGUGAUUGGGUUUCCCUUUUUUAAUGUUUUCAAUAUUUAAUAGAUUCUUAAAUGUUUUUGACUUUAUCACUGCUGUUUUUUUAAUUGCCUGUUAUAGUAUUGCCAUGGCUGUCUUAUGAUGAGACAUCAAAAGCCAUGUAUUUUAAUUCCUGCAACUACAAAAGGUGUCUGUGAAUGUGGCCCAUGUGGUGAUGAACUAUAAGUAAGGACAUGUUUGGUCCUGAUAGCAACUGCAGUUUCUUGGCUGCAUAUGGUAUAUGCCUUCACAAUGAAAUAAAUAAAAGAUAAGUAUGAAAAGAU
Messenger RNA from Pecten maximus, 6134 nucleotides. RefSeq names its product retinoic acid receptor RXR-like. Gene Ontology annotation, biological process: positive regulation of transcription by RNA polymerase II; anatomical structure development; cell differentiation. The transcript is spliced from 8 exons. The record is from RefSeq and is a predicted model, not a curated record. The coding region runs from base 34 to 1494 and encodes 486 amino acids. Gene Ontology annotation, molecular function: RNA polymerase II cis-regulatory region sequence-specific DNA binding; nuclear steroid receptor activity; nuclear receptor activity. Lineage: Eukaryota; Metazoa; Mollusca; Bivalvia; Pectinida; Pectinidae. Gene Ontology annotation, cellular component: nucleus; RNA polymerase II transcription regulator complex.